GAAACCAGUUUCUGGUUACCGGUCGUGGCGUUCGGUCGCGUUUUAUGCUGCUGCUUCUCAGUUAUAAACGUUCAUCCCAUUCGCUUGGAUGUACAGUGGCAUAGAGAGAUCUUUAGUCUUUCCUGCAUCAUAAUCACCCCCUUCAUCUGGAAGGAAAAUAGUGAAGUAGGCCUUAGGGAGGAGUCGCAGAUUUACGGCCACUUUUGCGGAGCUGGCGGUGCUUGGUCUGAGUUCCGUGUUGCUAAUUUUGGCUGCGAUCAUAUACGGUUUUUGUAACCUCCGGAAAAAGUGCCUCGGAUUAAACUGAAAUUUGCUUAAAUUGAAAAAAUAUUAUUACCAAGGAUUGCGAAAGGAUGCAGGCGAAGAAUUGACUGUCGCUUAAAUGAAAUAUGUGAUAAAAUAGCAGCACUCGGGGUGCAAUUUUUCCGUCUGCCAUUGGAUUGUGCUUGUGUUUUUUGUGUCAGUUUUAAUUAAAAUUUCAAUCCAGAAAAGAAACCAGUGCGGUGUUAAUAAACGUGAAGUUGGAAGAUGAGCUGCUUUGAAUAGCCAGAGAGCCAACAGCGCGAGUAAGCAGGCGAAUAAAAACAACGCAACUUCGUGGGCUCCGUGGGCUGCGUGUGUUGGUGGGUUGGUUAGAAUCGCAAGAAAACGAAGAAACGAGAUAAAAUCGUAAAGUGCCGUGACGACGACGGUUGGAGACGGAAGGGUAGGAAGAAAGAAUGCGUGAAUAAAAAUUGAGUGAUAAAAGGUGAAGUGCGAAGAGAUAAAGCAAAAUAUAGCAGUAGGCGAUUGCAAGAUAUUUAAUAAGUUCGUUUUUUUAUCGUCUGUGCUGGAAAACGGGGAAUCGGUGAGAGGAAGUGGACGAAGCGAAAGAAAGCAAGAAACAGCCGCGCUGAAAAUGUAUAAUAAAAGUUCAUUCACGAUCGUGGUUGUUGCACUGGCGGCAUUCUUUUCAUCGUUCGCUCGUUCGGAGUUUCAAUUUACGGUUCUGCCCAAGUAUACCCAGGUGUACGAGGGCGAGUCGGUGGUGUUCAAGUGUCGAGCUUCCUACGACGAUGAGAUCGACUUUUCCUGGACGCUGAAUGGCAAUCCCAUCCGACUAGAUCAUCGUGUGUAUUUAAAUGGUUCCAAUCUACAUAUAAACUCCGUUUCCCAGCGGUUGGACAGCGGGGAUUACGUGUGCUUGGCGACGGCCGAAUCUUCGGGGGCACGGGUUGCCACCCCGCCGGCCAAGCUGGAUGUCAUUCGAACUUCUUCACCGGUGGUGCAAUUGAUGAAACAUGAAUCGGAAAAGGGUAGCUCGGUCGUACUGAAAUGUCAUGUUGGUGGCAAUUCCGGAGGCAUCCGGGAUGACGAUGAAACUCGAAUCGAGUGGUACAGGAACAACGAACGACUCACCAAAUCGGCGCAUAUCGAUUUUCAGCGUCGGAAGCUGCACAUAAAAAAUGCAACAUCCAAAGAUAAUGGCGUGUACAGUUGUCUGCUGGUGCACCGAGAAUCGACCCCAGGUCACCAGUCGGAAGCGAUCCCGAGCGUCAAGAACUACCGGCUCAAGUUGAAGGCCACCAGCGCCGGCGGCAAUAGUGUUGAUACAGCGAAAAUCGACUGCACCAAGAGCGAAAAUUCGUUACUGUGCCGUGGAAAACGAGGUGAUAAGCCGAUGGCCGCGGCACUAACCGCCGGUUCGCCGUCAUUCCUGCACCAGCAGGCCAUCGGUGCCGCUGCUGCAGAUACCGUAGCAUCCGCGCCGGUACAGAUCGUGGAGCACCCGGUCAAUGCGGUGGUUAAUGAGAGCGCUCCGGCUAUUUUUAAUUGCGGCUUCCAAACGGUCCCUAACGAGACGGCAUUCAUUCUCAAGUGGCGCAAGGAUGGCAAGGUGAUCCGGAAGUGGGACAACGGGGCCACCGAGCUGGACGAUGGAGUGACCGAGAGCUCGAUGUUUCGGGACGAUGCUCGAAUUCACGUGGACAGAAACAAUGGGUCGCUCGUAUUCAAUUCGGUUAUCGCCAGUGACGAGGGAAGCUAUGACUGCCAAGUGACCAACAAUGGAAGCGAAUUUCUGGUGAUGUCCAAUGCGGCUGAGCUACAGAUUAUAUCUAAUCUUCGCUUUACCCCCAAACCGCCAACAUCGAAAAAUCUCGAACUGGGCUCCGUCGCCAAGAUCCACUGUAAAGCUCUGGGAACACCAGCGCCACUGGUCCACUGGAUCACCGAGUCCGGUAAAACGGACCUACCCGAGUCGGUGGACGAUGUAAAUGGAACACUUAUUUUCCGUACCGUAACAACAGCCCACCGGGGAAACUACACGUGUGUCGCAUCCAAUAGUCAGGGAGAAAUUAGUGCCUCCGUCGUGGUUAACGUCGUAGUGGCACCAAAGUUCGAGAUCGCUCCGGAGGGAUCCAUGCAGGUGGCCGAAAUGGGAACCGUUCAUAUUCAUUGUGUUGCCACGGGAGAUCCCAAACCGACGGUACAGUGGGACAAAGAUCUGCAGUAUUUGCACAGUUCGAAUCAGUCUGAGGAGAACAGGUUUCGAAUACUGGAAAAUGGAACGCUGGUGCUGAGUGAGGUGCACCUGGAGGAUGAUGGGAAGUAUGGGUGCACAAUUGGUAAUAGCGCCGGUUUGAAGCGAGAAGAGGUUCAUCUAGUUGUGAAACCUGCUGAUAGUAUGCCUCUACCGGAGGAAACCUCCGAAGACGGAUUUUUGAUUACUAGAGCCGUUCUCAUCACGAUGUCCGUCGCCUUUGCAUACAUUAUACUAGUAGUGGGACUGAUGCUGUGGUGUCGCCAUCGGCGAGCAGCUCGGAAAGCUCGUCUUAAUAUGAGCUCUAAGGAAAAUGGUGACGUUGAUAUGAAGAACUGUGAAAUUGAACCAUGUCUUCCGGAGAAGUCUUCUCAGGAUGCUAAAUCAAAGUCUUCCAAAAAAGCAGGAAAUCAAAAGAAUGGUUCAACUGCCGAUUGCCAGGAAAAAAGUGAUGAUACUGUAAAUUCUACCAAGUCGAAGAAGUCAAGUAACUCUACCUCUUAUCUGGAUCAACUGUCAGUUACUCGAUCCAGUGUCAUCGAUAUGUUGCAAAUAGGAAAGUGUGACUUUGGAGAUGUGUUCAUUGGUAAGAUCAAGGAAAAUGAUUGUCGAACGGCUACAGUGAAGGAGGAAGCGUCUCGAGAACCGGUGACAGGUGAUGAGGUAAUUCACGCAGAUAAGGCUGCGGAAAUAAGCAACGAGGUUGAGAAAAUUACGAAGAAGCCGUCCAACGAGGAACUGAACGAGAUUAAACUGGAGAACGACUACAAACUAGUUAUGGUGAAGGCACUGACCAAGGUGAAGGACGAAAACUGCUGCUCCGAGUUCCGCCGGCAGCUGGAUUUGUUCCGGACUGUAUCGCACAAGAAUGUGGUCAAACUGUUUGGUCUGUGUCGGGAUAAGGAUCCUCACUAUAUGCUGUUGGAGUAUACGGACUGGGGUGAUCUAAAACAAUUCCUGUUGGCGACAUCACCAAGCAUACCACCCAACGGCAGUGUAGAAUCCAAAGGCGCUGCCAAGCCUCCACCACUGAACGUGCCACAAAUUCUCGCCCUAGCUCAUCAAAUCGGACGAGGAAUGGACGCCAUUUACAAGGCCCGAAUCAUUCACAGGGACCUGGCAACGCGCAACUGUAUCAUCAGCAGUGAUUUUUCGGCUAAAAUCUCCAUGCCCGCACUGAGUCGCGACAAAUACAGCAAGGAAUAUUUCAAAUUCAAGAACCAACUCAUGCCGGUACGGUGGAUGGCCCCCGAGUGUAUUCAGGAUGACGAUUACUCAAUCAAAAGUGACAUCUACGCAUUCGCAGUGCUAGUGUGGGAACUUUUUACCCAAGCCAUCGAGAUACCCUUCAAAGAUCUCACCGAUGAGGAAUACGUGACGCAGGCCCAGAGUGGUAAACUGGAGUGGAAGGUGGCCGAGAAAACACCCGAGGGGCUGCAUAAGAUACUGACAUCCUGCUGGUCGUUGAGUCCCAAGGAAAGACCUUCGUUCAGUCAGCUGGUAGUCGCUAUCGGUAACUGCCUACAGAGCGAGUACCCAAAAGAACCUACGGAACAGAUAGUUUGAACCUCUGCUUAUUGCUUCCUCUAGUACCAGAACUAAGCCGACAGUAAGGAUCAUAACUUUUCUAUGCAUUAUUAGAGAAAUCGCCCAACGCUAACCGCAUCGACGGUAUCGGCUUACACUUUAUACAACGACAAUUAUUGCUAGAAAGCAUUUUUUUAUUACUGCUAUUAACUGUAUUAUAGUAUUUAUUGCAAGCAAAGUAUUAGAUCCUUUAUAUAUAUAUUUUAUAUCUUUCCCAUAAGAAAGGGGGAUGUAAAACUAUUCGUUCAAAAAGUACUGCUAGUGUUUGAUGAUUUUGUCUGUGACAAAAAAAAACAAAUCUUAAUAAGGGCCAUCUAUUUAUCGAAUUGAUAGCAUCAACCAACCGUAACACAAAACCGUACACACAGAAGUGAAGACUUGAUAUUGAAUAAUGUAGCUUAGCAAAGAUAACAAACAAACGUUUAUCAAUAAAUUAUCAACCGGACUGCAUUACUGUAUCUGUAAGUAGUAAUAAACAUUGUAUUGAUCGAUAUUUAUACAGCUCAUACAACUUCAAGUAGAGGUAGUUUAUAUAUCAGAAAUGGUCGUUCGAACAGCUGAACCAGUUUUUUACCACAUAAUUGUAAUGGCCAGUACAGCCAGCAGAAAAUCGUUCCAUAUUACGGAGUAUUUAAACGACCACCAGACAAAACUAAUAAACUGCCAAUCUUCCAACCGAGAUAGGAUAUAGCAAGGAAUAUUCCAACCGUAAUCAUUCGCUUCUGAAUGUCCAACUUAUGACAUUUGCUUUAUAUUUGUAAGGCUAUCAGCAAAAGUAAAGGUUGGGGAAUAUUUCAUUGAUUUUAUAUGUUCUUACAACUUAACUCUACAAUUUAUUGAAAAUCAAUACCUGGUGUAGAACUAGAACAGGGCAACUAUGCAAAAUGAGCGGAGGAAAUAAAUGCUUAGCCCAUUAUUUCGUUUUGAAUAUUGUUUAAAGGAAAUGUUCGUAUUAUAUUAGGAAACGUUUUCUUACCAUAUAAAAUUCGACUCUAUACAUUGACUACAUUCAAAACAAAUUGUAACCACAGUUUAACAUGAAUAUUCCACAGUUUGCACGCAUGUUCCAACAAAACAAGAAUCUUAACUAAAUGCUAUUCUUGCCUUAUAAGCUUUCUGUGUAGUGCCCUACAACAACACCAUCUACUAAUCACUAUUUUUAAUCUUCCACUACAAUGAAAUCACAACAAAUAGAUAAUACCAUUUUUUAUCCUCCAACAAUUUCAUAAAGAAGUUUUCCUCAAAAAAUCGAUCUAACUUGUCAACUAUCAACGUGAAAACAAUUUGUAAAAAGUGAAGUACAUAAAGCCAGAAAAGUUGCAUUUUUAUCACUAAUUCAACGUAACACGUUAGCACAUAUACAUAUUGUAGUUCGUAGAAAUUCCAUUCUCAGUAAGGAUAAGUGAAACAAGAAUUGUGCUUUUUUCCAAGUCCUUAAUCAUAACAAAACAACUACAAAACUCUCCUGUACAUAGUAACAUAUCAGUUUGUGCUAGACCGUAGUAAGUGAUAUCUUAGUUUAUAUACAAUUCGAAGCGGUUUCUUCCAUAUGAAAUGAAAAUAAGCUUAAGGUUUACUUUUAAGGCAAACAGAUUUCCUUACGUUUUUUAUGUUGUAUUCUUUUUCGAUAGUACUUAAGAUUUAGUUUGAAGAGAGCAGAACAAAUAUUGUCUAGUCAUGGAAAUAAAAAGUUGAAAGCAAAUCGCCAAGAAAAGCGAACGUACACGUACUGUUGUUAUUGUCACGGUCAAAUUUGUCAAUCAGUUUGCCUUGUGUUCGCGAUUGCUGGCUUUCAGUUUUGGAUAAGUGAAAGUUGCAAUCGAGAUCCGGCAGCUAUUUUUCUAACCGUUAGUAUAACCCACUGUGCUUCGAAGAAUCGCCACCAAGACAGUUAUAGGCAUCAAAUUUUGUGCUAACAUGAUCGGUAUGAAUAUAAAAUAAAACU
Molecule: messenger RNA, 6053 nt
Organism: Topomyia yanbarensis
Lineage: Eukaryota; Metazoa; Arthropoda; Insecta; Diptera; Culicidae
Gene: otk
Product: tyrosine-protein kinase-like otk
Exons: 12
Coding region: 899-4087 (1062 amino acids)
Biological process (GO): homophilic cell-cell adhesion; protein phosphorylation; dendrite self-avoidance
Cellular component (GO): axon; plasma membrane
Molecular function (GO): ATP binding; cell-cell adhesion mediator activity; protein tyrosine kinase activity
Source: RefSeq, a predicted model, not a curated record